This is a messenger RNA of Paramuricea clavata, 19975 nucleotides long. NCBI's taxonomy places the organism in Eukaryota, Metazoa, Cnidaria, Anthozoa, Malacalcyonacea, Plexauridae. The record is from the annotation of a GenBank genome assembly.
UUACAGCAUUUGAGUAUGGUAUAUAUGUUUCAUUCAUUAAAUCUGUUCUCUUCCCUUAGACUGCAAGAAAUUUUAUAUCUCAAUCUUCCGUCACUGAUGACAGGUAUUUCUAUUAUAUACAGUUUUCUAACAUUACUAUAGUUUAACAUGACUUAAUUCACACUAUAUUAUACAUGUUUCAUAUUAAUUAAACAGUCAAGGUUUACGUGAUGCGAUGCAAGGUCUGGAUUUCCAAGGCUGGUUUGAUAUGCUAGAAGUUGUCUUCACAAAUGUGUUACAAAUGCUUAAACGAAUGAAGGUAUGAUUUCUUUAUAGAUUGAUAUGGAAUCAAUAUAAGUGCCAAUUAUAACGACAUAUAUUUAUUAAUAUGUCUUCCACAAUUUUAUUUUUGUGCUCUAACCUGAUAUCUUUGAUAUCAAAUACAUGCAUGCAUGGGUGUUUCCAUAACCCGGACCCCUACAACACCCAAAACCCCACCCGGAAUACCCCAGACAAAUAUGUUGAUGCGGCCUGCAAUUCAAUGAAAUUCGGUACUCGCCGUAUAUGAGCUCAUCCAAACAGAUUGCUGAAUAGCUCUUAUACGGUGGAUGACUAUAUUAUAAAUAUACACAUAUAUAAAGAUUAGUAUAUAACAAGGAGAAAGUUAUGAAUCAUUAUAUUAUUAAGUCUUUCCACUCAAAAGUGUUCGCCUCCUAAAACUGUAUCAAACCUGUACGCGACUUGUUUUCUUUAAAGCAUUUAUUCAAAUGAGUUUGUUUUGAUCGUCCGUUGCUGUUCUAAAAUGAUAGUAAAUUAUUCCUUAAUAUACAUACUAUGUACACAAUGCAUAUUUUAUCGAGAAAAACGAGUUGAUUAUACGCUCUUUUUCGGCUUUAAAUACACUGCAUAUUUUCUUGUUAUACGCAUGCAUUCAUGCAUCCAUGCAAGCCUGUAGAUUAUAGCUUAGCACUGUAAUCGUCUCUAAACCAAAUGCACGCAGAACUAUACAGCACAAGCAAUGGUUCGAAGUCGAAAUUAUCUUUUAACUUUAUUUUUCUGUAUACGAAUCGUAUCAAUCUUAAUUUUUACACUGACUGUUUACUAGUUCGCCUAGCUAUACAGGGUGUAUAAAAAAACGCAACCUUGGAAUUGCCCAAGAAAUCGACAUUGUUUUAAAGACAAAAGAUUUUAGGCGCCUGGGGAAUGGACAACAACAGUAAUAUGAUCUAUUAGCAAUUCGAUUUCAAUUCCGAGGGGCCUAAAAUCUUUUAUGCUUAAGAAUUGCAAAGUGAUUUCUUACGCAAAGUGAUUUCUUCAAUCUACAUAAUUAUGCACUAUUAAUUGUCAUUGUUCACGCGAUAAUAAGGUUGCGAAAUAAGGUCAAGGUUACUUCUGAACAAGCAAUGAAUUUAUUUUUAUUGAACUUUGUCAUGUCAUGAUUACCGCUUCUCAUGGGGAAAUAUACUCAUAGUUGGGCGACCAAGACGGCAAAGUUUUGUGAAUAAUCGGUCCGGUAAACGGGUUUCGGGCAAACAAAUUAUUGUGAUGCAAUAUCAUCAUUGAUGGCUUUUUCAUAAAAUAUUCGCCUGAUCCGUUGUUCAUAUUCCGCUUCAAAUCAGCAAAUUUAGUCACGUGAUUGAUAUCCACUCUUCUCCGCAGAGGCUUUGUGUUUUGUUUUGGGUUUUUUCGACGUUUGCAGGCGGGAUAGUCGCGGGCUAGGCAGGCUAGGGGGGAGUGACGGGACUAGCGCAGGGAGUGACAGGACUAGUCCGUCUUCUCCCACGCUCCGCUUCUCCCCUUUCAUCCCUAUUUUUUCCCUAUAAUUUUUCCCUAGCCUGUCUUGCCCGCGACUAUCCCGCCUGCAAAUUUCGAAAAAACCCAAAACAAAACACAAAGCCUCUGCGGAGGAGAGUGGCGGCGGACAGAGUUUUCUGCUUUUCUGAAAUUAUGAUAUAUCUCACUCGAGAGCAUUUUCUCCUUAUACUUUAACGGAAGAGUAUGCCAUGGUAGUUUUGAAUGAAUGUGUGCUAUUUAUUACAAUGUUGUUUUUCUCGAUUUCUCCUUAGAAUAUAAACACAAUAACAGAAUGACUUUUUCACGUUCAUAACGAAAUCUAAAACUAUAUCGUUCGAAAUAAAGUUUUAAUAACAUUUUCACUUUACAAGUUUCGAAAACGCAAUACAAAAAGGAUUUAAAAGAAUAUCACGGUAAGGUUUUGUCCAACUGUCGGACCGUGUUUUUGCUAUUUGUUUGAACUGAAAUCUGAGUUUUAAAUAAGUUUUAAAUUAUCCGUGAAUAUGUUUGACACAGUAAAAUAAUAAAGGAAUCCUACCUUUCAAGUUAAAUACAACAUUUUGUGCUUCUUUCGUUUUCUGGGGAAGAUUUUUUCAAUAUUUCGUCGAUUUCGAAAGCAAAUUCGCCGAAUCAUUCUUUUUCAAAAGCAUUAUUUACUAGCCAGGUGGUAAGUAAUGCGUCAGAUUUACUAGUCAACUAGCCAAUCAGAACGCGCGAAAGCUCAUUUGAUAUGCAAAAUUUAUACUAAUAAAAAAUUGUUUCUUUUAUAGAUUCUUCAUCAUAGCUUUCUGAAUGUACUUGCUAUAGCUGCUGGCCAAGAUCGUACAGGAUCAUGGUCUGUACAAGAUUCUUCUGUGGAAAGGUAUACAACUAUACAUUUAUCCCAAACUAGGAUAAUACUUAUGUUUAGCUUAAACAGUGAAUGGAUUUACCGAAACGAAACAACAGCAACAACCAUACAUGAAAACAUAGCUAUUGGUUACUUUAGCGAAAAUACAAUAUACACGUGACCAUGAACCGACCAUUUCUUGACAAAAACAUAGAUAACGAGGUCUAUAAUUAUGUUUACAUCAAGUAACCUUCAUAUUCUAUUGACUACACGGCAAAAAACGCCGAGCCCGCUGCUCAACAUGAUUGAACAAUGUUUUGCUGCCCACGUUGUUCACACUUGUCAACAAUAUUGAACAAUAUUGUUGAGCCCGAAUCGGGUGUAACAACAUUGUUCAAUAUUGUUGACAGCUAUGAACAAUGUGGGCAGCAAAACAUUGUUCAAUCCUGUUUUUCAUCAGUAUUGCAUCAACCUGAGCGUUUUUACGCGUGUAUGGUUCGAAGUACCGAUUUAAAAAGUGAGCAGCAAUGUUUUGUUAGGUUGAUAAGGCUAACUACGUGCAUUGCCAAACUGUCAAAAUAUUGCGAUACUGAAGAGUUUGUAAAUACAGUAGUUUUCUGUAUAGUAAAACAAUUCUUCUACUCACUCUCGUCGUGUACAGUAUGACUCGAAUUCGCUGAAUAACCCAAAUUAGUAUAAAUUUUGCAUAUCAAAAUGAGCUUUUGCGCGUUCUGAUUGGCUAGUUGACUAGUAAAUCUGACGCAUUAUUUACCAGCAGACUAGUAAAUAAUAUAUUGUGUUUUCGAAACUUGUAAAGUGAAAAGUGCAUGUUAUUAAAACUUUAUUUCCAACGAUAUAGUUUUACAUUUCCUUUUACCAAAUUUCUCAGUCAUUUCCUGAAAAAAAUGAUGCUAAACAGAAAAAGUCAUUCCGUUAUUGUGUUUAAUAUAUUCUAAAUUCUAAGCAGAAAUCGAGAAAAACAACUUUGUAAUAAAGCAAUAAAGUCACACAAGAAGCCAUUUUGAAAGCGUGUGCGUACAAGAAACACUGCAACACUAGUGACAGUAACCGUGAAUAGGCCGAAAAAAGCCGAAAACAGUUUUAUUUCUGAAUUUUAAUUGAACUGAUAUUUGGAUAUUUUGUUUUAUUCAUUAAAAGUUUAUACUGAAACAAUUAUUCUCCUCAGGCUCAGUGAUUAAGGUGAAUAUUCACCUCGACUUCGUCUCGGUGAAUAUUGACCGGUAAUCACUUCGUCCUCGGCGAAUAAUUGUUAAAUAACCAAUAAGCUAAAGUAGUUGAGCCUAGUGUAUGUUCGUUAGUGUAAAAACGUUUAUUGCUUUGCAUGUGAGCCUAAUCUUCCAAAAUGGAUCUCCCAUUUGACAUCAUCUUUAAAACAGCAAUGCGUUCUAUGCGAUAAAUUAUGAACGCUUCCUCAAUGGCUGAUAUUUCAUAAAUACUGUGUGGCAUUUUUAAGCAAGUCUUUAUUUUAUCUAGCUACGAUAUCUUGAUAUCUGCUGCUCAAUGUGGAAAGUUGACAAACGAAAGCAAAGAAAUCCUUGGUGGCGCUGGAGAGAUGGCUCAAGCACGUUGUGUUAAACUUAUCAACGUUAGAGCUAAGGUAGGUCACAUUCUCAUGAUUCAGAAUGUUUUGAAACUGACUACGAGAACCAUUUAAAUCUAAUCUAACCAUAGAUAGAUUGACCAGAUAAGUAUUCUAUAAUUAUGUGUCACAGAAUACCCCGCCUAAACCCGAAAAAUGUAAGGCAUGUGGUAAUUGGUGAAUGCACACAGGGCAUCAUGGGACGACAGGAAAAAUUAAUCCUGCCAGAUAACAAAUUCAAUAGUCCUAUUACCUUCAGUGCUAUUAUAUUAAAGGGAGGGAAUUCUAUUCUCGCGAAGACUGUUAACUUGUUCGGGCAUGAUAUGAUCAGUUUUAAUCAAGAAGAAGAAGAAGAAAUGUUUAUUCGCACCAUUUAAGCAAUUAGAAUGAUUAAAUCAUACUAGUAUACGCAGCGUUGCGAAAAGUAGACUGGGGUUCAACUUCUGUUCCAACUUGCCUCGCAAUUUUUCGUUGCGUCAUGACAAGUUGCAAAGUGGAGAUGACACGCGUUUUGUUCGGCUUUGCAAUUUCCACGCGCAAUAUUCCAAAUUGAGAAACAUGGUUGUUGCACUGUGCUAUCAGGGCUUAUCAACAUGUGCUAAUCUUUAAUCCCAGGCUGGUUAUUUGGACGCAUUGGCAUCUACGGAAUUUGUUUGCCUCUCGAGAUCUGUUGAAAAGUUUGUCAGUGAAUGCGAAGCAGUAUGUGGCCGCCACAGUCGUGUAUUGAGAACUAUCCUGGUAACACAAGCCAAGAAAUUUGUUGAACGAUUUCAUGAAGAAAAGAAACAAAAAUUAAGGUAAUGGUAUAGCUAGAAAUCAACUUUGCUUUUUGUAGCCCCUUUUCUCCAAAUGUGAAGGAGAGUCCAUUUUCAUUCUAUAAUUUUUCUGAAUCUCGCCUACAUGUGCAGUGUCUUAAUUCUUACAAUAGAGUUAUAUAUCAAAGACCAGUUCGGACUUUUGACUCUGCAUUUUGAGUUGGGAUAAAUUUCCUAUUGAACCAUUACAGAUGGUCGAGUCUUAAAGAUUUAAAGAAUAUCUAUCAAAAUAUUCAAGGGAGGAAGGGGAUAUUUUGUAAUUUGUAGCCGGUGAACUUGAGAUUCGAGGGAAAACAAAAGUAACUAUUUCUCAAAAAAUGUCCCCGUUUAGAAAUCACUCUUAUGCGUUAUUACACCUUUGGGAAUUUAAUUUAAUUGUACAUGAACAGCGGAAGUAUUUACAACUUCCCGUUGUCCAAAUAAUUUAACACUUCGGAUAUACUAUGCGUUAACGUGUAAGUUGUUACGACAAAUACUCGUUGCUGUGUAGUCAGUUGAGCCAUUCCUACUCGAACUGACUGUAAGAUGAAUUUGUAAUUUGACAUUUUUGUGUUGCUGUUUGUUUUAGAAGCUUUUUUAAAUUCCCAGAGGUAUAACAACAACCCACGUUUAACAACAAAAGAGUGAUUUCUAUAGGGGUGCGUGAAAAGGGGCGAAGAAAAAUAAACGACAUUCACAAAACAAUUAUAUAUUUGACAAAUAAAACUCUUUAAUGCAUGUAAAUGAUUUUAACAAUGAAGAACCUGCUAAAACGUGUAAAGGUAUAACUGUAGGAUUUAGAAUAUCUAUACAUCAGAGAAUGACUAAAUCUCUACGAUUGCAUAAGGAGAGAAUGGUUUUCUGCAGGAUUAUUAAAAUAUUUGUUAAUUAGCAUAUGCUAAUGCUUAUGAUAAGUAUAGGUAAUAGCAUGGUUUCGAGUGCAAUUUGCAUAUAACAUGCACGAGUGAGUUUUCCAAAGACCUCAAAAUAGCACGAGUCCGAAGGACGAGUGCUAUUUGAUGUCUUUGAAAAACUCACGAGUGCAUGUUUAUCCAAAUUUCACGAGAAACCGUGCUAUUACUUAUUAAUAAUUUACAUAAAAAUGUUCGAGACAAUUGUAGUUUUAACUUACGCGUUUAUAGCGAACAUUCCACCGGCAAACUUUUCCUGGCUUUGUUAUAUCACAUUAUGCAACGCUAACAGCUUGAAAAUUCCACUCAACUAUGUAAUUUUUGUUAGUCUUGUUUAAGGUCAAUGCUUUUCCAUUUAAAAUAAAGACAAAAGCCAUAUUUUUCACGCGAAAGCAACUUUUACUUUACCGUAGCGCGGCGCCAUGUUUGUUUUGUUUUGAAGCAAUCUGUGACCGUUACUUCUUUAAACUAAAUUGCUUUAAACUGAUUGGUUGAUUUAAUCAUCACAAUGUUUUUCCACCAAUCAGAUUAGUUUGUUACAGAUUUUUGCACUGUGAUUACAGAAAAUUGCACUGUGAUUACAGAACAUUGCACUGCUGUUUGGGAUUAACUGCACUGAAAUCAACCAAUCACAGUCGAGUAAUAUCUUUAUGUAUAUUAUUAUUAGUUGAACAGUAUAAAAGACAUGUGCUUGAAUAAAGUGUCCUUCUCCGACGUUACACAACACACACUUUCAUUUUUUUUCUUCAUGUUUGCUUGUUAAGUCAUGUCGGGGGACACUACACAACACUUUGGCCCGAUCAAAGUUUCUGUAAGGGGUAUAAUGUUUAUGGCCUCCCGAUGUUGUAAAUUUGUUAGUAGUAAUGGGCCUGGCUACCUGUAAGAGAUAGUUGGAUAUGAAUAUAAUAGUUUUGUUUGUGGAAACACCACGUAAAUUUAUUAUUGCAUGCAGUAAUAGGUUUACGUGGUGUUUCCACAAACAAAGCUAUUAUAUGUUUUAUCGCCAUGCAAACCUACAAAGAACUGGAUGUGAAUAAUUAUUAGAAUUAUUUGUGGUGAUGAGUAAAUGCAGCGCCCGCACAAGGCAUCAAAUUCCAUUCGUGCGUACUGUAUUCAUUUAAAUUAGAAUUGAUUGGGAGGGAGCCACUUGUAUUGAAUUUAAUGGUUUGGAGGAUGAGAGAAUGUUCUUAGAAAGCUGGUUCACGAAAUGCGAUGAAAACAGCAUCAACAUUUGCCGCGAAAUGCCAGGAGCAUACGCUGGACUAAUUACGCAUGAACGCAGGCUCGCAUGCCUUGAACGCACGCGCGAGCAAGCAACCUCACGAACACGCGCACGUCAUUUUGACGCAAGAUAAAAUUAUUAUCACUGUAAAUUUUUUUGUAACUGCAAUACGUCUUUGAUAAUGGCUGCCGUAUAGGUAGCCGAAACGUCAGAAACAAUUAAAAAAUUUAAUCUGGAUCAUGCCUGUAUAUUUAAUUUUUUUGCAGGUAGCCAAAAAACAUUUUCAGUUAGCCCUGCGUAGUCCUUGCAAAUUGCGACAUUGAACCGGGCACAGUCUUGUUUGCUACUUUGCUGACGAAUAAGAUUCGGCCAUAGAACAGGAAAUUUUAAGUUUUUGAUGGCAUCAUUUGAUGAAUUUACGUCUUGGGUACGACUCUUAUUAAAUCUGGUCGGUAAAUAUUGCAGAAUGUAUUCGGAAAAAUUGAAAUUUUCUACUUUACUUAAGCAUGCAUAAGACCUUCUGACCAAGGAUUGCAGUUACUUGCAGGCACUGCAGGCAGCGCCGCUACCUAGGAUCCCAACAUCUGACAGGCAUAAUCAGGAUGAUCGUACAAUAAAUUAAAUUAAUGGAAGAACCCGGAUGCAAGCCCUUCAGUAAAUAGUUGUUAACUCUUAUACACAGUUCGAAUGUUUAGUUAUCCAAAUUAAUAUUUGUAAAAUAUGCUUUAGAUUGUAGUAUAUACAUUAGCCGGCAUACUUAGCAGGCUCUUUAUAAAUAUAAGCAUAAUAUAUGCACGCAAUUUUUUUCUGAAAUGUAGAUUUAAGAUCAGCAGCGCGGUACCGCAGAUUCCAUUCCUGCCAGGUGGCCUAUAUUUGCAUUUUCCGCGUCUGCUCCCGGUUAUGUUUACAAAUUGUAUAUAACUUCGGCUCGGAAUUGACCAUUUGCGUAAUAGACUAAAUUUUGAUCUAAACAAGUCUAGACAAAAAUUUCAUCACAGCUUGAAAGAGCAUCACAAAAUUAGUAAUAAUCCAAAGUUUCGUUGCGAAAUGUUGUAAAAUGCGGAAAAUAUAGCGUUGCGAAGUUUGCAAUUUUCAGUCAUUCUAGAUUACAAACGGGAAAUUGACAGCCUCAAUUUCCCGUUUGUAAUCUAGAAUGACUGAAAAUUGCAAACUUCGCAAGGCUAUAUUUUCCGCAUUUUACAACAUUUCGCAACGAAACUUUGGAUUAUUACUAAUUUUGUGAUGCUCUUUCAAGCUCUGAUGAAAUUUUUGUUGAGAUCAAAAUUUAGUCUAUUACGCAAAUGGUCAAUUUCCAUGUACAAAAUAACAAAAACCCUUUACUUCUUAUGCUUUUGCAGUUUAAUAUUGGACAAUGAGAGAUGGAAACAAGCUGAUGUUCCGGCUGAAUUUCAGACACUCGUUGAUUCUUUAGUAGAUGGUAAGUUAAUAGGCACUACGCUCAAUUAUUAGCACUGCAUGCAUGUUAGGUAAAAGUAGUAUAUUCGUACGUACUUAUUUCUCUUGAGCGUAAUGCAUGCAAAUUUGCUUUUUGUGUGCAUGGAAAAUAUUUCCUUUAUAAUAGAAAACAUAAAAUUAAAAAUUGCUGACAUAAAACGCUAUUUUCUGUUGUGAAAAUAUUAACUGUUUUUUUUGUAAAAAUUUUAUUAGGGGUCCCAACAAGCGAGCGUGAAAUACUUUCAUUACCAUCAAAUAAACAAGGUAAAUUCAUAGAUUGCAUAUUAUAUGAAAGUAUAUAUUACUUGAAAAAUACAAGGAGAAAUUCAAUCUUGAAACGAUCGAAAACUAUGAAUAAUUCAUUUCCUCAUGAAUUAUUAAUGAGUUUUUUUAUAUGAUUUACUUGCCAACCUUAGGAAUAACUUGAGUGAUUUCGUCCACAGCAGGCCUAGCUGUUGGGCUGCCAAUGACUAUAAAAUAACUACACUUUGAACUAGCAGGUGGCUCGAUACAGUUUUUUUUAAACGGAAAAUUUGCUAUAUAGAUCCGUAUAUUUCGACAAGUAUUACUUGUUGGACAACAAAAAGCAAUAUCUUAUACUUAUGUCAAACAACAUCUAAGGAGUUCGAAAUUAUUCACAAAAGUUACGCAACUACCGUUGCUAUGGCAACAAUGACGUUUCAAUUUAACUCGAAAACGACAUUGGUGACUCUCAAAUUUUAUUUCAUAAAAUGAUUUCUCUUCGUAUACUCAAUUAUUUUGAUGUAAUGUAAAGCACUGAUAAAGAUUCGACGCAAAAUGUUCACAGCGUUUUGUUUGUUUCUAGCGUCAUCUCUUUCUUCUUCUCGUAAACCACCUGCGAGCCACCUUGUUGUUAAUGGUGAAAAAUUUGCUGUCGCGGGGUAAGUGUAUAAUUAUUCACCCAUAUAUGUAAAGUAAAGAAAUGAUUAUAUAUUUUCUUCAAUACCGAAUUCCAUGUGAUCAAUCUUGCGUUGAAAGAGUACACAGCUUUAAGCUCUUGGGUGUGUAUCUAUCAGAAGAUCUUACCUGGAAUACCCACGUUGACCAUAUCUUGAAGAUAUAAGACAUUGCCCUCCGAUUAUUGAAGAAAGCAGGCCUGGGUCUCACUGAUCUUAUAUAACCAUCUACUGCCCAGUUAUUCGCUCCAUACUUGAGUGUGCAUCCCCAGUAUGGGCAGCUCUUCCUGAUUACCUAUCCUCUCAUCUCGAGUCAGUCGAAAAGAGAGCACUUAUCUUAAGAUUAUAUACCCUGACAUAUUUUAUUAUGAAGCAUUGCAGACCUCAAAGAUUAAAACCUUGGAAUGUCGAAGGGAUGAGUUAUCAACUCAACCCGGAAGAAAGCAUGUAAAAACAUUCCAGUCUAUAAUAUAAUCAGACCCUCCCGGUCCUUUAACGAACAAUCGAACAUGAUUAUUUUUUACGUGUACUGUAGCUCAAAAUAGUAGUGGAACUGUGAGAACCUUCACUGAACGUUUCGAUAACUUUAUUACCAUUAAAUAUACGUAAUUGUCCUAGUUUAGUCCUCUAUAUGUUGUAAUUAUGUAAAUAUAAUGUUAUACUGUAAGUCUUUAUGUCUAUAUAUAUUACAUUACAUAGGAACAAUUGUGUAAUUCAAUUUUUACUGCAAAACACUUCAUUAAUAAACAGAUAAUAAUAUCAUGUAAAAAAUAAGCUAAUUUUAGAACGAAAUUAUACAACCAGACAAUUGGUAGCAAUUUCCACCGAGCAUAAUCUGAGCUUUUGACCGCCAGUUCUCAAUAUGUUUGACAGAUAAAGCAAUAAUACUCUAAAGAACGAUCUAAGCCCAGUGCUCUGUAGCAGUUUAGAAAACAAAAAGAAUUACAAAAACAGAACGCCGCCGACAUAAUUCUUGGUAUAAGGAUACUCCUGAUCAGAAAUUGGCGUGGAACAAAUUUACCUGCAAUCUUUUGCUUCCUUUUGUAAAACACUUGUACUUUUUCAAUUUUAGAACCUUGUUACUUGUUCUCAAUAUGAUAGUGGAAUAUUGUCAUUGUGUUGAUUUGAUGCCUAUGCUUGCCGCAGAUAUAAUGACGAAACUGUUUGAACUUAUGAAGGUUUGACUUAACACUAGUUAUUUUGAGGUGGAAAAACACAUUGUCCUUUGAAAGCUUGUUUGAAAGGUAGUUUCUUACCUUCUUGACAAUUUUAAUCAGAGAUUGCCACCAUAUGGGUUUUAUAAUUCAUAUAUGCAAAAUGUUUCCUUCCUCGGGCCUCAGGAAUCCAGGGUAUAUAUUAUCUUUCAACUUUUUCAUCUGUAUAUACAUCACACUAGAAUAUCAUGCUUGACGUUCAGAAGGCGAAAUUUCACACAAUGACACAAGGAGUGAUGUAGGGAUGAGCCGAUACCAUGCAGAAAAAAGCCGAUUCGCCGAUCCGAUAUAUCGGAGCCGAUAUAAAAAAAUAAUCGGCCGAUUAAUCGGCUAUGGCCGAUAUUUCUGUGUACCGAGGUACAAGCGCCGGCUAACGGUUUUUUGACAACUUUUAAUACUUGUGUAUACGCCACAAAUUGACGUUCUAGUUUUAGUGUGUUCCGGAAAAUAUUUACUCAUAUUGGACAGUUAUCGGUCACUGUACGAGUUAAACAAAUUAAUGAAUAUGGGAUUAAAUACGCACAACAAAAGUGUCAAAAACGAGACGGAGUGUAGAUUACUAGAUUGUAGAGUUAUUUUUUUUAAACAAAAACGAAAAAAUUGCGAGUAUCGGCAAUAGCCGAUUAUAAAAAAAUAAUCGAUUAUUUUGAAAACGCCAAAUAUCGGCCGAUUUAUCGGCCGUACCGAUUAAUCGGCUCAUCCCUAGAGUGAUGUUUCAUAAAAUCAUUCCUGUGCAUUGUCGUCUUUGUAUUUCUGUCUUGCUGGGCUAGAAGAUGUCGUUUUGACUACUUAUAUCAGGAUUGAUUUGCACUAACCGUAGAAAAAGCGUGGGAGUAAACACCAGCUUGCGAAUAAAGUGUUGCCAGAUAAAUUUUGAAAAUAUUCAUGCUGGUCAUGUUCAAAAGUUCACAAAAUAUUCAUCAAGGUUCACAAAUUGUAAAAAAAGUUUUAUCCAUACAUAAUGGCUAAAUUAUGACCGUCUGUAUAUCAUGAGGUGUAAAAAUAUUACAUACCGUUUCCAUGUCAAUUAUGGCUUUUCUAGCAAAAUUCCUUGUAAAAUUUAUGGAUAAUUUUGGUUAAAAAUUGGCAGGAGCCUUAUGGAUAAUUUGGGAGGAAAAUUGGCAGCUCAUUAAUGUUCUAUUUUGUGGCCAUCGACGGAAAUCCACUAUUCACUAUCCAUGAUCGUGUUGACAACCACUUUAAAUACUUCAUAUUUGAAAAGUAUGGUGGUUUUUCUAGCAAGCCGAGGGGUUUCUUUAUAAAAAUAAUACGCUGAAUACAGAAAUAUCAAGAAAAUUUUUUUCUCCUGACUGUUGUGAGAUGCAACCAAAUUUGAACCCAUGCAAUCAUAGCUUUCAGUCGGUUAAUUGGAGUGUCAGAAAAGAAUGUUGGGUUUUUGAAUGGGAGGUAUUUUCACAGGUUAGUGAGCCUUUACAUGAGUGUGCGUUAUCAACCUUUCACAGCAUCUUUCUGAAUAAAUCCACAGAUAUAGUGUUAACGUCGUUUUUAUCUUCACGGAAGAAGGCCCAAAAUUCAUGCGCCAUAAUUAUUUGAAGAAUCUCUGCUGGUCAAGCAAGAGCGCGGUUGUCCCUAACUUUAACGUCUUUAGUUUGCCUACGUUACUUCCUUAUCGACAAGAAAGGCCGCUCAGCGUAUAUUAUCUAGUGUCCAUUGCCAUAGAAUGCGGAAACGUCAAUGUCUUCUUAUAUUUUGUUUUCCAGAUGUUUAACUCCAGAACAUGUCAACUCGUGCUUGGUGCUGGAGCCCUCCAACUUGUUGGCUUAAAAACAAUCACGGCAAAACAUUUGGGUAUAUAUAUCUAUAUUUAUAUACAUUACUGCAGUCUAUUUUACAUGCUAGCUUCGUUUUGCUUCAGAGUUCUUAAGAGUAGUGUCUAAAUACGAAUUCUUGAGUUGACUUUAAAGGCGCGUUUACACUUGCAAUUUUUGCUGCGAUUUUAGGUGCGAUUUUCUUCGAGGGUAUACAUAUACUCAGAACAUUCAUAACGUUUCUACUCCUUCACAUUCUACUCGUUCAAGAAGAAAAUCGCGCUACAAAAUUGCAGCAAAAAUUGCAAUUGUAAACCGGCCUUAAGAUGUCAAUAGGGUGACAAAAUUAAAGCAAGAAAAAUUUCAAUGUAUUUGCAUGUUGAGGCUGUAAAACACUGAAACAAUUAAUGUGUGCUGUCAUUGAAAAUAUUGUUUUGUUGCAAGCGAUAACUACUGUGACACCAACAUUAAGAUCUAUUAGCAAGUAUGAAAUGUGGUAUUAAUGGAUGGAGAUAAUAAUCCAUUUGGAUGGUAUAGGCAUGCAGUCACUAAAACGUUUCACACGCUGCAGGCAAAAGAAGUCUAAGGCCCAAAGUUUCACAAUUAAUAUUUUUUACUUAUGGAAAUAAACUUCAGUAAUUAUAUUUCGAUAUCUAGAAGAUUUAAAGGUUCUUUUUUCUAUUUUAUUAUAUAGCCUUAGCAUCCCGUUGUUUAGAAGUUGUCACUUUGCACAUCGCAACGUUCAAGUCACAUUUUGAACUUCGCCUUCCACCCAAGCAGUACGUUUUAUUAGGACAAUUUGACCAAAUUUUAAAGGUACAAAGUAAUGAAAUACCUUUUAUAGUUAUGAUUAUAGAGAGGCAGUUCUUACAAAUCUACAUUAUAUGUUUAGCUUUUGUAAGUAUCCAAUACGAUUUUUGUAAAAUUGUCUAUAUCCGUACAAGGUCUUAGGCAGCCGUCUUUUUGGACGGCAAAUUGAAAAUGACGGUUUUUGGAGGGCCAUUAAGUGAAUUUGUUCAUCAGCGAAAGAUUUUUCAUACACAAGACAUCUUUUUAGGCCAUGAUUUUAACAAUUAACACAACCGCAGUCGAAUGGUGCAUGACGAUUAGUUAAAUAUUCUGUAUAUUUCAGCUUUUAGCUGCUACUCAGAUGAACAUUUCAUUAAAAAUUCAAUUAAAAAAAAAGCUUCGUACUUUGUUUGACUAUAUUAUUAAAUCAAUAAAAUUAGUGGAACUAAUCGCCCUUUAGCACCUAUCUCUAUUCUCUAAUUAUUAUUCUGGAUGGAAUAUCUCAAUAUUUUAUAUUUUAUAGGAUUAUAAUAAUCAUCGACAAGAGAUUUUUUCUAAAAUGGCUACUUUAAUGGAAGAACUUUUUGAUGAUCAUUUGUUAACGGUCAGUAUACAAUUAUAAAUAUUAGGCCGUGGGCCGUUGGCCAAAAUUAUUUCGCUUCGUGGCAACCCCCUGGGGAAUAGAUUUCCUGUGGUUCAAUGCAUAGUACCAUAGUUGAUCAAUUACCACAAAGAGUUCCCAAGCAAAAAACGUGCCAAACACCGAGAAAAUUGGUGAUCAGUGAUUAUCCUCUAUUAAAUUGUAUUACAGCAAGAAAAUGUGAAAUUUUGUAUUCAAUUACAACAAAAAUGAUUUGCAUCAUCAGAAAGCUUACAAAAAACCGCAUAUAAAACUUUUAAACAGUUUUUUGAUCCUUCAAAUAGUCUUUGAGUUAUUGCUGUUUUAAAUGUGAAAAUUGGACCAAAAUGUCGCAAUAAGGACUGGGUCGAAAAUGCGUUUUUGACAGCGUACAACUCGAAAACAAUUUGAGAUAUAAAAAAAACUGUUUAAAUGUCUUAUAUGUAGAUUUGUGUAAGCUUUCUGAUGAUGCAAGUCAUUUUUGUUGUAAUUGAAUACAAAAUUUCACAUUUUCUUGCUGUAAUACAAUUUAAUAGAGGAUAACUGAUCACUCAUUUUCUCGGUGUUUGGCAAGUUUUUUGCUUGGGAACUUUUUGUGGUUAUUGACCAACUAUGGUACUAUGCAUUGAACCACAGAAAAUCUUUUCCCUAGGGGGCUGCCACGAAAUUGCUUUUCUAAGCACUUUUUCGCAGAACGGCCCUCGGCCUAUAUCUGAAAUACAUAUGUUCAUUGCUAUAGUUCUUCAAAAGAGACUCUACAAUCUGUUGUGUAGAUGUACUCUGUUGAUUCAGUAAUACGUAUAGCAAGGCACACAUUAGACUUGCUCCAAGUCUCUCUUUCAUUGUCAUAUAGUAUCGAUCCACUAUAGUGUACAUUACAUGACGUAGUAUGGAGAGGCGGAGUGAGAAAGAGAGACUUGUCAACUUCAAAACUGAACCGAAAAUGCAAGACUUGCGUUAAUUGUUUUCUGUCCGUGUUUAUAUGAAUAGAUCUAGCACAGUGUAAAUAACAUGAGUUCCAUUAUAGCAAAUAAUACAGAAAGAAAUUGAAGGAAAACAAUUAAAGCAAGUCUUGCAUUUUCGGUUCAGUUUUGAACCGAGAUUUUCCGAAGUUGACAAGUCUCACUUUCUCGCUCCGCCCCUCCGUACUACGUCAUGUAAUGUACACUAUAGUGGAUCGAUACUAUAUGACAAUGAAAGAGAGACUUGGAGCAAGUCUAGGCACACAUGCAUGCUCACUAUUCUAUCUUUCUACCUCCAGUAUACAAAAUCAAAAAUACGACUCGUGAAUCACGCAAAGGAAACGGUGAUGAGGCUGUCCAGAAAAAAAUUGCAUGCGAACUUUCUUCAAUUCUUAUUAUAAUUGAUUGGAGGAAAGCACGUCGAGUGCAUGACAUGAAUUAUCACCGAAGCGGGUUAUUGUUUGAGGCAGAACAUAGAAUUUUGUUGGUAGUGUCGUCACAUGACAUUAGUAAUGCAGUUUUCAAAUUUGAAAUUGACCUGACAAAUCAAAAUGUCUAAAUGUACCGUAAGACAUGCAAAGAUUCUAUAUUUCUGGUCAUGAUUGUGGUAUUUUCUAAAGUUUAUUUCAACAAUGUGCAAAUGUUACAAAUUUCUCAAUUUUUCAAUUGUGCAACACUUGAAAAUUGCCAAACGUGGGAAUUCAUCAAAAUAUAGGUUGAUAACGGUCUAAGGAGAAGGAAUUACGACUCUCGUUAACUCUUGUUGGAUCCCAGUACCCUUGCAAGUGCAUAAAAAGUCCUGUAUGAUAUUAACGUUGCAGAAAUUACUGUUUCGUUUUAUAUUAACAGCAUUCGAAACUUUCUUUAUAUCAGUGCUAUGUCCUAACUCCGCGUGUUAAGCCAUCCAGUUUUGUACAGUAGCUAUUUUGGGGCUGAAAAAUAGUCUAGGGCUGUCAAGACUUGUAGUGUCAACGAGAUAAGAAGACAUUGCCCUGCCAACAGAGCUGUGCAAACUCCGGGUAUCAAAGCUCCGGCUCCGGCAGUCAAAUUAACUCCUGCUCUGGCUAGGAAAUUUUAAGUGAAAAGUAAAACCGCAUGGCAGCGUGGUACACGGCUAAAAACGCACAGGUUGUUGCAAGUUGAUAUCGACAGGCGUGAACAAUGUUGUGCGGCCAACUAUGAACAAGUUGUUAACCAUGUUGUUCCAAAAAUUGCGGUUGCCAUAGAGUAUUUUAAUAAAACACAAAACAAUAGACACUCCGAAAAUUGUAAACAUUUUAAUUCUUUACGUUUAGACUAUAAUUUAAGUCAUCUUCAGAAGAAAUCUUUCUUCUGAAGAUGACUUAAAUUAUAGUCGAAACGUAAAUUGUUUUGUGUUUUAUUAAAAUGUUGUUCCAAGUUGUUACAGUUGAACAAUGCUGUAACAACAUGUUGACAAUACUGUUCAUAGUGGGCCGCACAACCUUGUUCACGCCUGUCGAUAUCGACUUGCAACAAGUUGUUGAUUUUCUCCAUUUUUACGCGUGUAUUUUCGCCCAAAAUACACUGGGGUCAGCGGAUUUUUGUAUCAAAAGCAAUAGCAAUGCGCUUGCAGAAUUUUGGAAAGUCGAAACCACGAAACGGAACGCAGCAAGUAAUUAAACUUUAUAGUGAACAACAUACACUAUUAAUAGACGUAUAAAUAAAAGAACACAUGUAAUAAUAUAUAGUAAAACAACAUAUAAAUUGUAAUUUAUUAGUAAGCAACAACUUAAUUUUUCCAUUUAAUACCAAAGGUUCAUUGAAAUAUGAAAUAUUUUUUAAAUUUUUUUUCUGCCGGAGUUUUCCGGCUCCUGCAGUCCGGUGCACAGCUCAACCUGCCAAUAUAUGUUGAAUGUUUUGCCAACAUUCCCCACUUGUUGAAACACAGUGUGUAUAGCAUUGGACAUGCUAUUCUUGUUUUACAAGAUCGUUCGGACGGAGUAUUCGUCUGUAUAUAAUGCAGGUCUUAUAAAGCGGCCGUGAGUACACUGCAGUCCGUAGGCCUGAAAGGCUUUCGCUUUCAUCAACUGAACACUUUGCAGUGAAAGCUAAAUUAGGACAACGCCAGGCGUAAACUCGCAGUGAAAACAUGGCUUUAAGAUCAUUGAUGUGUUGUCACAAUUAUAUAUAGCAACGGUUACCAUUUCAUUAUGCUACAUUUUAGUGGGAAGUUCGUCCACCGAUGCCGUCACAAGUGAUGAGAAAUAUUGUGAAACAAAUCACAAAACUACACGAAGCUUUAUUGGCAAUAUUCCCUGCGACUCAAGUUGAGGUAAUUAUUUUGAAACAGUUACCGUAGAAAUAUUGCAGCCUCCUGAAAGUAGCUUUAACUAAUUUGUACCAAGAAGCGAAGUGUCUUUCUUGGUAGAGCUGUUGAUGUUUUUUGACGGAUUUAACGCUCUGCCGAAAUCGUGGGUUUUUUCCGGGUGUUCUCGUUUCCUCCCACAGGGCAAGUUGGCAGGGUGGGUUAGGUUGAACACAAUUAGGAAAGUAAUACCUCAAUAGACCUUAUGCAUAAUGACGUCACAAGGCUUGAUGCCCUCGAGGAAUGCUGGUCUUAGUAGUUAUCAAAAUUAAACAAUUCAAAAUCGCCACUAUCGAAAUUUUCCCGGGCGAUGACUACUAAGACCAGCAUUCCUCGCGGGCUUCAAGCCUUGUGACGUCAUUAUAUGCAUAAGGUCUAUUGUUGUAAAGAUAAAUAGUCUAGGCUAAAUAAGUAAAAUAACGUAACCAAGUAAGUAACAUUGAUGUAAUCGGUCACUGAAAACCCCCAAUGGGGAGUGAGCUGAAUAAUGUAAUGUAAUGUACCGACUUUCCGAAAGUAGAGGUCCUGAAAGUUGCUAAAUCCAAAAGUUAAAUAACUGGCCGUUAUUUUGAAAUCCAAAAGUUAUUAAAUUACUGGCCGUAUUGCGUUUUAGUAUAGAACGUUUCAUGCCAUAUACUGCAUUUUGGUAAUUUAUAUUUUCUGUAGAUUGUGAUGAAAGAUGUCAAGAAAUCAUUUAAGAAUGUGUUGGCAAAGAAAAUCGCUAGUUUAAAAGUGAAGAACGACUUUGGACCACAGCAUGGGUAAGUCAGUAAUUGCAUACCGUUCGAGAGAAAAACAUGACAAUCCUAACUUGAGAUUUGAUACACACGAGCAACAAUAAAGACAUAUUUAAUGCCACAUGCAGUGAUGGUUCAGAGAAGCUAUGAAGACGCGAAUUGCACCUAAUUGUAGGAAUGCAAUCCGGCAGUUUUUAAGAACCAAUCAUUUGUAAUACCGCACACCCAAAACAUCUUUAAAGUGCGACUAACCCCAAAUACGAUUUUUUUUUUGUAUGUGUAAUAUUUGAGUCAUUCGAAGAAAAAAUGUAAUAUAUAUUUAUAGUAAAAAAUUCCUUCUUGAUUAACUUUUUCACUGUCAAAGUUUCCCGAUAUGAUUUCAUUAGGUGAAUUGCAAAUUAAUUUUCCUUUGUUUUUUUGUACCAACAAUUCACCUAAUGACAUCAUAUCUGGAACUUUUACAGUGAAAAAGUUGAUCAAGAUGAGGUUUUUUACUAUAAAGAUAUAUUACAUUUCUUCUAAGAAUGACCCGAAUAUUACACAUACCAAAAAUUAUAUUUGGGGUUAGUUGCACUUUAAUAUUAACUAAUCAGGGGUGGAAAAAAUAUUUCCCUUUCUGGGACCACAAGAGAACAUUGAAACAUUUUCUGCGAAUAAUCAAGUCGACACUCGAAAGCUGUAACUGUGUAACUCUAACAAGUUGUCAAACUUAAGGUCAUGCUAUAUUUUAAGGUAUAAUACGUAUAUAACAUAAAACUAAUUUAGAUAACAUACAUCAGGGGGGACUGAUCCUAAGGUAAAUUUACAGAUGCCAAAAAAUGGGCACUACUAAAGUACAUGGGGGUCUGGAAGCAUGGUGCCCCAGAAAAUUUUGAAAAUCAGGUGUCUCAGAUUGGCUAAAAAUGUAUUUGCCAUACAACAUUUGUUACAUUAUUCUGUAGUCUCUACAUUUAUCCACUAUUGCACUAGUAAGAUAGGUGCAUGUGCUUCUAAUAGCAUUUCUGAGGUCAUACAUACAGUGCAGGUAACAUUCUUUCUAUUGGGUUCUGGGCAGAAUUUGCCCUCUGAAUUUCUCCCUUUGUCUAAAUUUCUACAAUUAUCUUUUUUUUCUUUCUUGCAAUUAUUUCCUGGGAACUCAAAAAAUUUUCUGGGACCAAUGGUCCGAUACUUUUUCCACCCCUGAUUAACUUCUUUACAUUACAUACAUCUUUUAUUAGCCUGGUUCAAUCAGACUUGGCGUAUUUUGCUAUGAAUCUGAAAUCACUACACGGAAUGAAAGAUGUUGAAGACAGUUUAGGUGAUAUAUGGAAACUUGCAAAUGAAUUAAGAACUAGCAAACCACUUCCUACAAUGAAUAAGAAAGCUCUUCCAAAUAGAUAGCCAUAUCAUCAUAUUGCAACAACACCAGGAUGAAGGAUUGUGGGUGAGAGAGUGGGUGGAAGGUUAGGGUGUAACCUUAUACCAAUUUCAAACAACGCAUGCACAACACAUCAGCAAGGUCAGAGGCAUAGCCACGCGGGGGAGCGAUUUGGUGGACGACUUCGGUAUUUAAAUUGGUUGAGAAAAUUAUUUUGAUUGGUCGGGGGGGGGGGGGGGGCAAACAAUAUAGCGAGUUUAAGCUUCGCGUUUGAGGACAACGGCAAACAAUAAAGUCGAAUUUCUACAUUACACAUUAGAGUUUUAAAAAGAUAACAAAUUCCCUAAUUACUCUUCAUUGCCUUAUGUAGCGUAAGCUUUUAAAAUUGUUUGUCGUUUGACGUAUGAACGCGCAGCUUAAACUCUUGUACAAUGUGUAACAUAAUUAUACCGAAAAUUAGGAAAUAAACAAGGAAUAUUAUAAAUGGAAGAAAAUGGUUUAACGCUACGUAAGCAAACAGUCAUGUUUUAUUCUUUUUACAAUUCUUUGUUUGAGAGUCGUUUUGAACUUUCGUAUAUUGUUAUUAUUCAGCUAGCAAGUUUGAUUGCUUUUCCUCGGCUGGGAGAUGCCUCACACACCCACCCCAGUCUAAUACACUCACGCCUUCGCCCAAAAAUUUCUUCAUGACACCAUCAUGGGUC